AUGGCUUCAUCAAAAUGUCCUAUUGAUAAUUGUAAACGUAAUUCUGAUACUUUUUGUGAUCAUUGUCAAGGAUAUAUCUGUACUAAACAUUAUAUUGAACAUAUUAAAGCAGAAAAUGUUAAACUUACUUUUGUUUCUGAUGAAUUAGAUUCAAUUGCUAAUUCAUUGAAUGAAUUUAGUAUGACUGAUUUUACUUUUGAACAAAUUGAACAAUGGCGAGAGAAAAGUCAUCGACGUAUUGAUGAAAUAUUUAUCGAGAAAACACAACAAAUGAAAGCUCAUAUUGGUCAAAAGAUUAUUAAUCAAAUAAAAGAACUACGGGAAUUAAGUUUACAAGUAAAAGAAUUAAUGGAUGAAGGUGAUGCUUCAUUUAAACAAAUCGAACAAAUUAAAAGAAGUAUCGAUGAACAUCGUCAACAAUGUGAACAAUUGAAAUCGUUUGAUUUUUUUCAAGUUAAUGUUAACGCAAUCAAUUUAGAAAUUACUUUUCUCGAUCAAAAGUUAUUUAUAGGUAAUGGUACGACAAACUUGGACAUUAAUUUACAAAGCAACACGAGAUGGAUUUCAACUGCUGAUUUUCAUCGAUGUUGUGCUAAUCUAAGUCCAACAAUAACAAUUAUUCAAUCACAGGAUAACGGUUAUUUAUUUGGUGGUUAUACAUCAAUGUCUUGGGCUCCAUUAAAAAAUUAUAUAAAUGAUCCAAAUCAUCCAUUUUUAUUUACUUUGACGAAUCCACAUGGAAUUCCUCCAACAAAAUAUUUUAACAAAAUGUCUACAUACGCCAUUUAUACUCAUAAAAGUUAUGGACCCACAUUUGGUGCUGGUCAUGAUAUAUAUAUUUGCAAUAAUAGUAAUAUAAACAAAAAUAGUUCGAUUAAUUUUCCUCAUUCAUAUUUUGAUACAACAAAUCAAGGCUCGAAUACUUUUACUGGAAAUAAAGCCUUUCGAACAAGAGAUAUUGAAGUCUAUCAAUUAGUACAAAUGUAA
Adineta steineri is the source of this 987-nucleotide messenger RNA. The record is from the annotation of a GenBank genome assembly. Lineage: Eukaryota; Metazoa; Rotifera; Eurotatoria; Adinetida; Adinetidae.